Arvicanthis niloticus (Nile rat) is the source of this 993-nucleotide messenger RNA. Its product is annotated as taste receptor type 2 member 102-like. The record is from RefSeq and is a predicted model, not a curated record. Gene Ontology annotation, biological process: G protein-coupled receptor signaling pathway; detection of chemical stimulus involved in sensory perception of bitter taste; sensory perception of taste. Gene Ontology annotation, cellular component: membrane. Lineage: Eukaryota; Metazoa; Chordata; Mammalia; Rodentia; Muridae. Gene Ontology annotation, molecular function: G protein-coupled receptor activity; bitter taste receptor activity.
AUGAACAUGGAACCUGUCCUUCACAACUUUGCCACUAUACUAAUAUAUGUGGAGCUCAUUUUGGGGAAUCUGAGCAAUGGAUUUAUAGUGUUGUCAAACUUCUUGGACUGGGUCAUUAAACAAAAGCUUUCCUUAAUAGAUAAAGUUCUUCUUACAUUGGCAAUUUCAAGAAUCACUCUCAUCUGGGAAAUGUAUGCUUGGUUUAAAAUUGCAUAUGAUCAAUCUUCAUUUGUAAUUGGAAUAGAAUUCAAACUUCUUAAUUUUAGCUGGAUCCUUUCUAGUCACUUCAGCCUCUGGCUUGCCACAGCUCUCAGCAUCUUUUAUUUACUCAGAAUAGCUAACUACUCCUGGCAGAUCUUUCUCUAUUUGAAAUGGAGACUUAAACAACUGAUUGUGGGGCUGUUGCUGGGAAGCUUGGUGUUUUUGCUUGGAAAUCUGAUGCAAAGGACUCUUGAAAAGAGGUUCUAUCAAUGUGGAGGAAACACAAGUAUGAAUUCCACGGGAACUGACUUUACAAUGUUGUCAGAGCUGAUGUUUUUCAACAUGGCUAUGUUCUCUGUAAUACCAUUUUCAUUGGCCUUGAUUUCUUUUCUCCUGCUAAUUUUCUCUUUGUGGAAACAUCUCCAGAAGAUGCAGCUCAGUUCCAGAGGACAGGGAGAUCCUAGCACCAAGGCCCACAGGAAUGCCUUGAAAAUUAUGGUCUCCUUCCUCUUGCUCUAUACUAUGAAUUUUCUGUCUCUUCUUAUAUCAUGGAUUGCUCAGAAGCAUCACAGUGAACUGUUUGACAUUAUUGGUAUGAUAACUGAACUCAUGUGUCCUUCAGUCCACUCAUUUAUCCUGAUUCUAGGGAAUUCUAAAUUAAAUCACACUUCUCUUUGGAUACUGAGGCACUUGAGAUGUAGGCUGAAAGGAGAGAAUAUCACAACUACAUAUGGCAACCAAACAACAAGCUGUUGUGCAUUCUGUGUUUCAAACAAAUCUAUGGGUUGUUAG